Musa acuminata AAA Group (dessert banana) is the source of this 3950-nucleotide messenger RNA. Its product is annotated as AT-hook motif nuclear-localized protein 22-like. Gene Ontology annotation, cellular component: nucleus. The record is from RefSeq and is a predicted model, not a curated record. The transcript has a single exon. Gene Ontology annotation, biological process: vegetative to reproductive phase transition of meristem. Gene Ontology annotation, molecular function: DNA-binding transcription factor activity; minor groove of adenine-thymine-rich DNA binding. Bases 1772 to 2713 code for a protein of 313 amino acids. Lineage: Eukaryota; Viridiplantae; Streptophyta; Magnoliopsida; Zingiberales; Musaceae.
ACUAGUAUUUAUUUUCUUUACUGUUCCUAUUAUUAUUCGUGGGAUAAGGAUGGUGACAAAGAUAUGGUUCAGGCUAUUCUAAAGGGAGAGUCUCCCGCAAACACACACCUGAAUCGAUCCUCCUCGAUACCACAUCGCAUUCUGAGCCACUCCCUCGUCCCUGGCAACAAGACCUAUGGUGAGGAGAAGUAGCUGCUUGAGCUCCUUAUCCUACGCGAUCAGUAAAACUCCUUCCUGAGUUCAGCCUCCAAUGUCUUCUUGCGAUGUUUCCCACCUGCACGGUGUACGAUGAUCCAUCAGACGUGCUGCAAUUUUUCAGCUUUAGUUUCGCGUCUGGUAGCUCUUCCCCUCGAGCCGCAGGUGUUCUCCCUGUCAUGUACCGAGUUCUUGGCCAACGUCAAAGGAUCGCAUUGGGCGGCGGCACUCGCGUUGGAGCACCGAAAGAGGGGCGGUGGGGAUUUGCUGUCUCGACUCGAGACAGUCCAAGGUUCACACGAGAUGAGAUGGCGGCUUCCGGUAGGUCGAGCAUGCAGAGCCCAGAGCCGCGUCGGUGGUCCCCACAACCUACACCGUGCUCUGCCGCACGGUCCGGUGGGAAGACUCGGUGGUCGGGGAGGUCUUCCUGCUUCUUCUGAGACGGCCAUGACCGCGGAGGGAGGAAGGGCGGGGUUGGCGCCACCGUUAAUGAUGGUGGUCCUCCCGAGAUUUGAGGCGGCCUCCGUGACAACUCCCGACCACCCCCGCCGCCUAUUAUUUUACCACGAUAAAGCCACCACAUGCGUCGCCUGCCGGGCCUCCGCCAUGGCGGACGAAUCCCCCGGUUGUUUCGAGGUGAAUGACGAAAAGGCCACUGUGGCGAGUGAUCCGCACAUCAGACCGUGGAAAGCACUCGCGUUUCCCGGCAGGGUAGGAACGUAAAUAAUGCACAACAUUCGGGGUGGUUGGCGAGUGAAUGAUUGGUCUGUAGCGAGAACACGAUCGCUAACCUAAUCUGAUGUCGACGUAGCUGACCUUGACUCGAUCGAGACAUGGAUGGAGGAGUUGGUGCACCAGAUACAAAGGCUUUUGGUGUAUGCUUUGCAGGAUAAGAGCUACAGAGAGCGAAACAUGAGGAGCUACGUACAAGCGGAAACGGCGGUGUCUCAUCACAGUAAGGAGGGGACACGGAGGAAGUAGAACAGGAAUCAGCAGCAGGAGGUGGUGGUGAUCACCCAAGGAAGGGAGAGACAGAAGGCGGUAGGGGUUUCGGGAGAUGGAAACAGAAAGGGGACUACAGACGUUGACAGGGUCGACGGUGUCUUACCAAAACCCUAUCCUGGAUUCAUCUCCUUCCUUGCUUUGACAUACUCGAACGCUGAGUCAAUCCCUAAACCAGUUCCGAACCUGCACCCUUCCUCUUCCUCCGACGAAACCAUUCCGACAGCAGCCACUACUUAUACCCAAUUUUCCAAGGAAAGAAUGAGGAGAUGGAGGAGUUUGGCUUUCCCUCUCUCUACGGAGCAGUGACCUGACUGCGUGCUAGAAAGCAAGGAAGAAAGGAAAAGAGACGGCAGACAGACAGACGGCCGCCUCGCUUUCCUUCUUUUUCUUCUCUUUCUCUGCUAAUCAAUCAAACUCUUUUAUCGGCUUCGUUCAUCCUUCACCUGUUCAAUCGUUCUUUCUUUCUUUCUUCCUGCUUUCUUCUGCUGGACUGUUUCAAUUCUCACGUCCAUCCAAGUUGUGUUGUAUCAGCAAAAUAAUUUGAGCGAGAAGGAAAUCUAUUGCACAGGAAAUGGAUCCGAUGACGGCAUCCACACAUGGCCACCAUCUCCCUCCCUUCCGCGCACGAGAUUUCCACCACCUCCACCAUUCGCCGCAAGUACCCCAACACUUCCAAACGCAGCAGCAGCAGCAGCCCAAGAUCGAAGAAGAGCACAGCAGCCUCCACCGCGGCAACAUGGAUGACAGCAGCAGCAACAACAACAAUAACUUUAUAGGUAGCAACAGUUCGAACAGCGCUGACGGAAAGGAGCAGGCACCGAUGACAUCGCCCGGCAGCGGCGGUGCAGAGGGGGAGAUCAAUCGCAAGCCACGGGGCCGGCCGCCAGGCUCGAAGAACAAACCGAAGCCACCGAUCAUCAUCACCAGGAACAGCGCCAACGCGCUACUGUCCCACGUGAUGGAAAUCGCCGGCGGGUGCGACAUCUGCGAGAGCGUCGCCACUUUCGCGCGCCGGAGGCAGCGCGGCGUCUGCAUCCUUGGCGGCAGCGGCACCGUGAUCAACGUCACCCUUCGCCAAUCGGCCUCCCCCGGUGCCGUCGUCACCCUCCGUGGCCGGUUCGAGAUCCUCUCCAUCUCCGGAUCCUUCCUGCCGCCGCCGGCGCCACCGGCCGCCACAGGAAUGACCAUCUAUUUGUCGGGCGGGCAGGGACAUGUCGUCGGAGGGAGCGUGGUCGGGCCGCUGAUAGCAAUGGGCCCCAUCAUCAUAAUGGCAGCGUCGUUCGGCAGCGCCGCCUACGAGCGUCUCCCCCUCCCGGAGGAAGAGGGUCUACAAGCGCAGGGGCCACUUGGAUCACCAGAUUUUGUGGGGCAAUCGCCGCAGGCCCAGCAGCAGCUGCUGCCCGACCCCAACAACCCGCUCUUCCACAACCUGUCGCCGAGCUUACUCAACAACAUGCAGUCGCCUGCGGACGCUUACGGAUGGGGCGCCGGAGGAGUUCGUCCGCCAUAUUGAUUCGAUUAAAGUUUGCACUCGUUCACUAUCUUGCUUUCUUUUCUUCCCUUCUGUUCUUUCUCAGUUGGAUUGUCUUCAGAUGGGGUUUGUUCUCGUUACUUUGGCUUCUCUCGUUAGGUUGACUCAUCUUAGAAAUAGCUUGUACAAAUCCGGAGAUUCUUAGUGGCUGAACUUUGCGAACGAAACGCUUAAUUGAUGAAUAUGUCAUAUGGGGGAAGAAGAGAAUGGAAGAAUUAUGAGUUUGUUUCUUUUCUUUUCUCUCCAAUUAACUGCGUACAUCUCCCAUGCACAGAGAGUUCCGUUCAUCCUUUUCGACAGAAGGCAGAGUGAGAAAGAAAGGAUCAAGCAUUGUACUUGAGCUCUAGCAUCACUAUCUGUUGCUUUGAAGACCACUCCGGUUUCCACAACUCAGUUCAUCACUUCUAGACUCCAUUCCUAAAGCUCUCCAUCAUCCUGUCUAAUGGCAUUCAUAAGCACUUUUACAAGACAUUACUGUCAUGCACGACUUUUGGUCUUCACAAACUCCUUACCCGACAAUACUACUGUCUUCAGCCAUUCUUGAAACAAAACCUAGCAAAUUGUCCAUUUGCACUGACAUUUUACGAUGCUGCUUCUUCUUCUUCUUCUUCUUCUUCUUCUUCUUCUUCUUCUGUGGUAUGAGGGAAUUCCACUUCCUGUCCCGUUGACAGCAAGAGGGUCAGAUGGCCAAGGAAAGUCUGGUACUUUGGAGUAGCAACAAGGAGUAAUGGAGGACUGUCCUACACGUGCAUUCUUUCUCAUCGGCUUCUUCCCGAGGCAAACCAGCCAGCUUGAAAACAAGGCAUCAAGUAGGGGUGCAAACCUACUCUGCCUCUCUCAUGAAGAAGAAGCAGCAGCCACAGCGGCAACAGUAAUGGCAGAAACAGCACACGCAGAGGGGUCGACAGACAUGUAUAUGUUUAACCUCCUCCGUACAUUACUGGCCAGAUUCCACAUAGGAGACUUAUCUUCAUCUUCUUCGUCAUCAAAAUUGGGCUUCAAACUCCAAUUGAAGACUUUUGUUCUUGACGAUCUUUCAACUCUCUUCGGCCAUUGUGUGGGGAGAACGAUCGGCCAUGUUUCUGCUACUGAAUUGUCGAUUUUACGCCUUUUUGUUUUCGUCAUAUCCUCUUCAUGUUAGUCAAAUUAUAUUGCAAAGUCAAAUGGUCGUUCAUCAAAUUUCAGGUCUGAUUUUAGAGUAUGCAAUUUAGGUUUAUGC